CAAUGUGCACAUUUUCUCGUCGCUUUGCAGUCGCUCCCACCCUUAAAUUAAUAGAAUGAGCGAGUCCGUUGAGCGGAUGUUUUACAACAAGUACUUCCGGGUUGUUGUCACGGCUGCAUAAAUGCCGGAAGCUAACAAAAUAGGGGAAAGGAAUCAAACUAAUUGAUCGACUAGUCUCGUUGAUCUCUCGAUACGUUUGUAGUACAUUUUAUACUAAAGAAUACCAAAAGUACAGACUCAUUUUUUAUGACAUGAUUUAGUUGAACUCUGGUAGCCAUGGUUGUUCAUCACAAUGGUUCGGUUUUCGUCUGAAAAUCAAAAUCACAGAAAUGUGUUUCACUGACAUAUUUUCUCCAUAAACUGGCUGAAUAUGAAGUUGUUCGUAUGUCACAUUCCGGAUUCACAUUUCGUCGAUAUGGGUUCAUAAAGGACGUUUUGCAAGAUUCAGUCUUCCCAGCCUGGUGCAGGUCUACAAUUUUGUCUCUGGUGUCCUUCGACAGUUCUUUGGUCUUGGCCAUAGUGGAGUCUGGAGUUUGGAGUUUGACUGAAGUUGUGGACAGAGUUGAAACAGGUGCCAUUAAUACAGAACAGAAUGGAAUGGCCAGAAGAAUUUCCCAAUGACCAAGCCUUUGUUGAGCUGUUGGUCCCUGCAAUUUCCAGUGAACUGGACUUUGAGCAGCUCAUCAACGACACAAAAGAGAAACUGAAACUCAAUGCCAGCAGUAUUGAACAGCAUCUGCUGGAACUUCAGGCCAAAAUGGGAGACUCUCGUACAGGAGAUCGUCCGCCGAGCCCGACGGAAUGCCAGCAGUGGUUCAAUAUCAAAAUGCUCAACAAUUUGAGGCCCAUGAGCGCAGGACACCAGGAGGUUAUGUCCUUCUUCACUUGCUUGCAAAAUUACCUGAGAUCAAAAGAUGAAGGAAGAGAGGAUGCAACACUACACCUAUUAGUCAACCUCUCUUCCGAGAGUGGCAUUUGCUUCCCAUGCACCCCAUCUUUAUCUACCCCUUUUUCUCAUCAUCAACUCCUUGCUUCUCCCUUUGCCUUGAUACAUACUAUCAAAGAUGACUCUUCAACCGAGAUCCAAGUAGCAUGGGAUGAUAUCCGGCUUCAACUCCGCUGCUAUCUGUUGGAGCGACUCUCUACUGAAAGUGGCGCCAUUUCUGCCUUGUCCAACACUCAACGAGUUCACUGCCUGCAGCAGCUGUGCUUCUUGUACCCUGAGUGUGAAGUGCGCACUCAUUACCAGGGACUUAGAGGCCAGGCUAUGCUAGCUCUUCUGCACUCUGCCAUGUGCUCCUGUCGACCUGGCAUAUCAGGCUUUGACAGAGUGACUAUUGCCUUCCGCUCUGUGAUUCCAACUCUCAUUCGGGCCCUCAAAGAAGACCUCCACGUCCUUCCUAGAGUAUUCGAGCCACACAUCAUCUUGGGCUUCCUAAAUGCAUCCUACCUCCGCCCCAUGGCUGGUGAAUUGUCCUCCCUGAUGGAAAGAGAAUGUGAAACGGCCCUGAGAGACAACACUGUGCUCAGCAGCAGGAUAAAAAGAUAUUCAUCCAAGUCUCGAGCAACAGUUGCUCCGAUGGAGGCUCCUGUGAAAAGUCGAAGCUUCAGUUUGACCUCCCAUCAGUUGAAGGCCUUAACCCAGCUGGCCUGCACGCUGUUGGCCUAUGAGAACAACGUUAAAGAGAUAGUUACCAACAUGACCUUCAUCAAUUGUAUGGGAGACACUCCUAGUGUGAAAGGUAUUUUGAAAAAGACCAAAGAAGAGUCCGACAUAACUGAAUUAGGCAAGACAUCUACAGCACAAACACCUCACACAUCAGAGGUUCUGGAGUUUGAUUGGAGGUCGGCCUUUAGCGGGCUGGCUCCACAUAUGGCACACUGUGUCAAAGUGGUUCUCGAUGAUGUUUGUACUAAGAGUCUUCAGCAAGAAGAAUCUCUCCAUUCUUCAGCGCACUACACACUUUUGCUGGAAAAUAUAAGUGGACACAAUGACUGCAAAAUAAAUUGCAUUGAAGACAACUUUGACAACUACUCUGAAAGAGACACUCCAACUAUGGUAGCACAGUUUUGUUUUUCAGUUGUUACUGAGAUGGAUGCCUUGCUACCCUUGGCUGCUGCCUGCAGGGACAGUUCUCUGCUGGAGGUUCGCUCAAGCUUUGUGGAGUCGUGCAGCCAGGCCGUGUUAGCCAUGUUGGUCCGUGUGGAGCAGAGAGCCCUGGAAGUCCCAUCCUCUCUACCCCUGAAGAACCUUCCUGCUCUGUUGGCCACUUCCAUAUACGUCCAACAACGACUGGAGCAUUACCAUGCGCGGCUGAAGGACUCCACCUCUAACUUAGCCAAAGUGCACCUUAGUCUGCUGCCUGUCCAGAAGUACCAGCAAACCAUUGAGGCCUUGAAAGAACAACUUAGCAGCUAUUGUGUCCAGGUUUGCACCACUUGUGUGCUUCAGGAUGCAGAGAGCCACCACUGGGCUGACCUCAAGCCCUUUUAUGAGGGUGAGCGCUGUUCUUUCUCAGUGCAGAUGUGGUUCUACUUCCUGUGUGGUCUCCGUAGCGACCUGUGGGCUGUUCUCCCGCCACGGUUGGCCAAAGAGUUGCUGGGUCAGGUGUUGUCAGAGACAUUACAAGUGCUAGUGCAACGAUACGCCAGGGCCCAGCCUUCGUUUAAGAGACACGUGCAGAUAAGAUACGACAUCACAGCAGUGCUGCUGUUUGUGGAGCAACUGAUGUGGAGUGUGUCCGAAAGUCCCGAGUCCAUGCUCCAGCGCAACCUUUCUUCAGCAAUCACCAUAAUUUCUGGCGGGUCUGAUUGGCCCUACCAGAUCCACAGUUUAUGUGAACAACUUCUAACAGUCCUCGUCAUUGCCACAGCACCACUACCUUUAUUACAUAGAAUAUUUAUGGAUGGACAUGCACACGAGACACCACAGCAGUUGGAGGGGCCUGUAGUCCACUGGCUAAAUGCUUUAAAACCAGAGGUUUUCACAGAACAAGCUGUACAAGAUGGCCUUAUGGGCCAGGAGGCCUCGGCGUGUCAGCUCAGGCUGUUGACCUCUGACCCGGGAAGCAAUCCCAGGUUGCUACUGCAAAUGCUGCUUCAUAGAGACUGUCACCUGCCACGUAUGGUCCUGGAAAACUCUCAUUUCUGCCAGGAAAGCCAACUCAACAUAUCUUCACUGGAUCGUAAGGCACGAGACGCCUUCAUCAUCGCACUUUUCAACAUUUUUACCUGCCUAAAUGACAUCCCCGAUGCCUUAACUCUGGUUCUUCAACCAUAUUUGGAGAGCGUGCAUGUGUGGGAACAUCUCUAUACAAUGGCAGAAACAACACAGGAAGUGCCCAUCGUGGUCGACCUUAUCCGAGUAAUUGUCACCAAAUCCACUGACACCCUCUUGACACACCUGGUUACCAUGGUAACAGACUGGCAGGCCCCAGAGGGAGCAAGAGAUAUUCCAAAAAGCAUCCUGGCUAAACUGCCCAAAAGCUGGAAUUACACCCCAAUGGAAGCACACGGGAGUGUGGCUGCUUCUUCUAAGACUGUGAUAUCGCUCCUCAUUCAGGCCGUGUCCUUCAUUUUCACUCACCUGCCGCUGGUGGUAGCGUCCUUGCCCCUUCCUAUCCGAUAUCUUUUCCAAGUGGCAGAAAAGCACCUUUCGCAGCACGACCGGCAUCUGCGCUCAAUGGGCUUGUUGCUGUGGUCCCUUUUCAACUGCCUUAUACACAGUCUCGGGCAUCCAUGCACACUUGAAGAAAUCAGCGGGCUGGCCCUGAACUGUCAGGCCAAGGACCGCUUGGUCCUGUUGGCUGAAUGUCUGCAGGCUUCAAUGGGGAUUCAACAGAAGGUAAAGGGUGUUCCCAAAGCCACAGUGCACAAAGUGCUGCAGGCUCUCGAGGAAAAGAGACCAAAGUGGAUGAACAUGCAGCUGCAAAAGGCCCGCAAACUCUGCAUAAACAGCGGCCUAGGGGCAGCAGCAGAACUGACCGAGCAGAAAAUGGGCCUGAUGCUGCUGGAGGUCUGCCACAAAGCAGGGGGCAGCGACUACCUGAGGCACAUCCAUCAUAUCAUCCAAGGCAAUGAGGAAUUGCUGAUGUCUAGAUUGAGUGGUGACACGGACUUGCCCUUUGAUUCUCCCUGUUUGGUGAGCUUCGACGUGAACAAUUGUGUCCCUGCCACCAAAUUCAACCCGCUCGAUCAGUUUGACCGAAUUGGCAAAAAGAAGCUGGAUCAGGGUACAUUGGUUGAGUGGACGUGGGAGUGGGCAAAGCUGCUUCAGUCAUAUCGGAACAUGUGUCAGGUCACCCUCAAAUCUCUGCUAGCCAACAGGUGGGAGAUGCAGGAUGGCGCAGAGCUGGAAGACGAUGAGAAAAUGAUGGCAGAAGAACUCCAAAGAGCCUAUUUUGUUUGCCACUGCGACGCGGGACUGCAGGAGUCUCGUGAAGCAGAUGAAACGACGGCUGAGCGGACCCAAGGGGGGCAGCAAGCAUCCGAUAAAACUGCUGCCCAAUAACAGUCCGAGCAGUUGGAAUUUUUAUCAUGUUGUAAAUGUUUAGUUGUAAUACGCACUUGCGGCUCUCAAGGUAUUAGAGUGUGUGUGUGUGUGUCUGACUCUUGUGUGCACUGUAUAAUGCAAGUGUCUACAGUAUGCAUGUGCAUUGUGUGACAACAAAAAGAGUGUGCUUCAGACAAACUGUGUAUCUUUUUCUCCACACUGCUUCGGUUACAUUUCAUCUUUUUGGAGCACAUCUCCAGACAUCAGUUCUGGGAAAGAGAGAAGGCACAUUUGUUUGCCUGGGACAAGAUGGGACUGUGUGAUCAUGGGAGGUUUUUAUUUUUCCAGACAGUGUUUGUAAAGAUGUUGGUGUCAGCAUACUUUUUUUUUCUCGAGCUUUGUGAAUAAAAUAAAAUAAACUUCAAAUUAGGGUUGGGAAGAGAGAUGAUGUUUGUUUUUGAUUGCAGCCUGUUCGAAAA
Corythoichthys intestinalis (scribbled pipefish) is the source of this 4971-nucleotide messenger RNA. RefSeq names its product KIAA0825 ortholog. NCBI's taxonomy places the organism in Eukaryota, Metazoa, Chordata, Actinopteri, Syngnathiformes, Syngnathidae. The transcript has 24 exons. The record is from RefSeq and is a predicted model, not a curated record. Bases 593 to 4510 code for a protein of 1305 amino acids.